AUGGACACAUAUGCAUCCUCUGCCGGUCAUACCCACCGUGUGAUCUUUGUCGUAAUCGGGCAAAAACGUCGGGAAUUAUGGCUUAACAAUGAGAAUGAGAAACAUCAGUCAGCAUGCGAUCUAGUGGAAGAUUUUUCAAUUCACGAAAGUCAGAUUCUGAAGAGUUGUGUACAUGAAAGUAAUGGUGGCGCAUUUCUAGAAGUACAUUAUGUUGCAGAGAAAAAAAAUAAGAAAUUGACAAGAAGAUGCUAUCAAUACCAUGAAACUUUGGACAAGUGUUUGGAAAUUCACAAGAAAAUUCAAAAUACUCUAGCAGACAAAAGACCAAAACGUUUGUUGGUAUUCAUAAAUCCAAGAAGCGGAAGUAAGAAGGCCAAAAAAAUUUAUGCUAAACGAGUCCUGCCGGUGUUUGAACUCUGUGAAAUUCAAACAAAUGUGAUUGUUACCAACAGAGCAAACGAAGUAAAAGACUUGUUGAUGAAUAUCGAUUUGGAGGAAUUUGAUGGAGUGGUUGCUGUGGGCGGAGACGGGAUUUACAAUGAAGUGGUAUCUGGACUGACAGUAAGAGAGCUACGAGAUCAUGGCCAGGACCCGGAUAAUCCAGAAUCUAAGCUCUCACAGCUGAAGCUUCCAAUAGGAAUAAUCCCAGCAGGGUCUGGAAAUUAUACAGCAUGGUAUCUAAAUGGCACCAAGUGUCCAGUGACGGCAGCGUUAAGGAUCGUGAUGGGACGUUGUGUUUUGACCAAUAUUGCCAGUCUACAUCAAGGAAACAAAUGCAGUGGAUACUCGGGUCUCAUUCUCGGGUUUGGGUUGUUUGGAGAUGUGAUGAGAGACUGUGAAAAGUACCGAUGGAUGGGAACCAGUAGAUUUAAAGUUAUACCUGUGGGCUCGGUGCUGAACAGAAGACCUGUCAACGUUUCGAUAUCUUAUAUUCCAACCGAAAAUAAACGGGUACAAUGUCGGGAGGAUUUUACGAUUCAGAAACCAGAUUUUCUUCGUCUAACAUCUGUUCCAGUGACCAACACAAAGAGUGCCCGAGAUGGCUAUAAGAAGAGAACAGUUUCUUUCUCUGACAUUCUCGGCACACCUUCAGAAUGGAAGACCGCGGAAGACAGAGUGGUGUACGCUGUAGAUACUUAUCCAAUCACAAUGAAGCCUGAUGGAACAAAAAUGGUCCCAAACUUUGGAGGGGACUCUUUAGAGCUACUUAUAACAACAAAAUGUAAACUUGCUGAUCAUUUUAGGCAACUGAAAGAAGUGGACGAUGGAAAGUCAUCAUGUUACGACUUCGAAUUCGUGAAAAAGAUUGCUGUUCAGCGAUAUCGUGUUCGAGUGUUGGGAAACAAAACGGAGGAUUUCUACUUAAAUUGUGACGGAGAAGUUAUCCGUCUUGAACAUCCCGAGUUCGAUGUCAGAUUGCAUAAAAAUGUUGUGCAGCUUUAUGGAAAAGCCAAAUAAAUGACACUGGAUCAAGAUCAUCCUUUGAAUAUCUAUAUUAAAAUUUUAAAAUAAAAAAACCAUUUACCUCAUUUGUAUAAACGUUUACAUGGACAUUGAUGUAUUCUUUUUUGUAUACUUUAAUGAAAAAAAAACAUCUUCCUGAUGAUGUUUGUAUUAGAGAUAUCUACCUCUGUUAUCAAUAUAUAUUUACAUCUAAAUGUUUUGUGUCUUAUUUCUUUUUUGAUUCUUACAUUUUUUGUGAGUUUUGAUGAACAAAAUAUGUUUUACCUCUGUUAGUAACAUAUACCUCUAAAUCAUUUUUACAAUAAGAAAGCUAUAACUUUAAUAUAAUGAGCGUAUUUAUGUAAAGUUGUAUUUUAUUUUUCAAAAAAAUGAUACAUGUUUUAUGUGAAAAUAAAACCCCUAUAAUAUUUGACUACUUAUCGGUAUAC
Molecule: messenger RNA, 1892 nt
Organism: Magallana angulata
Lineage: Eukaryota; Metazoa; Mollusca; Bivalvia; Ostreida; Ostreidae
Product: ceramide kinase-like
Exons: 10
Coding region: 1-1458 (485 amino acids)
Molecular function (GO): kinase activity
Source: RefSeq, a predicted model, not a curated record